AUUGACUUGAACUUCAAUUUAAGUAGCUUGGAUACAAAGUUUAUCCGUCCGGCUGCAAAUACAGGUUAGGCAGCUAGCUAAUCCCAGGAGAUAACCGUUAGCUAAUCCGCGUGCCACUUGCUAAUACUUUCACACCUCUGCUGCUCACCGUGGAGGAGGAGGAGUGUCUUCUACUCGCACAUCCGUGAAGAGACGGUCUUUUUCAGAGGCUCUGCUCACACGGCUGGUUGGGGGGACUCUCACAAUGAGAACCAACUUUGACGCAAACUCCGUGGAGUCACGACACGGACUUCUCCUAAAAGUACGCUGGACAAACUUCAAGCAGUGAAACGAGGCUGAAACUCGCCUGCAAAAGUUUCGCCGGACACUCGGGGCAUGAGACCUCGACCAAACUUUGCGACACGAUGGCAGCUUGCAGAAGACGGAACAGACCCAAGUUACUCGUUUUCCUCUUGGGUGCCACUUUAGUGGGAUAUGUGAUAUUUGUAAGGCACAACUCCGGGGACGUGGACGCCACGAAUCGACGGGAAGCCCCCGGAGAGGUGGACAAUGAGCUGCUCAAGAAACCCGUCUACGAGAAGCCCCCCUUAGAUUUAAAUGCCCUGGGAGAAAUGGGCAAAGCUGUGAAGCUGAAGCUGAACGAAGAGGAGAAAAAGAAAGAGGAGGAAAGUCUCAAAAAGCACCAGGUUAACGUUUAUGUCAGUGAUAAAGUGUCACUACACCGCAGGCUGCCUGAGAGAUGGAACCCACUCUGCAGAGAGCUGAAGUACGACUACAGGUCCUUACCGACGACUUCCGUGGUGAUCGCCUUUUACAACGAGGCCUGGUCGACCCUCCUCAGGACGGUCCACAGUGUGCUGGAGACUUCUCCUGACAUCCUGCUGACGGAGGUGGUGCUGGUGGAUGACUACAGUGACAGAGCUCAUCUGAAGGAGCCAUUGGAGAAGUACAUCUCAGGUUUGAGAAAGGUGCGUCUCAUCCGGGCCACAAAGAGGGAGGGACUGGUGCGGGCCCGGUUGCUCGGGGCAUCCAUUACCACAGGUGAUGUGCUGACCUUCCUGGAUUGCCACUGCGAGUGUCAUGAGGGCUGGUUAGAGCCCCUGCUUCAAAGGAUCAAAGAGGAGCCAAAAGCUGUCGUGUGUCCUGUCAUUGACGUGAUUGACUGGAACACCUUCCAGUAUUUAGGCAACUCCGGAGAACCUCAGAUUGGAGGGUUUGACUGGCGGUUGGUCUUCACCUGGCACACUGUCCCAGAGUAUGAGCAGAAACGCCGUCGCUCACCCACUGAUGUGAUCAGGUCUCCGACUAUGGCAGGGGGGCUGUUUUCUGUGGGCAGGAAAUACUUUCAUUACCUGGGGACAUAUGACACAGGGAUGGAAGUGUGGGGAGGAGAGAACCUGGAAUUCUCUUUUAGGAUUUGGCAAUGUGGAGGCAGCCUGGAGAUCCACCCAUGCUCCCAUGUGGGUCACGUGUUCCCAAAAAAGCCCCCUUACUCACGAAGCAAGGCGCUGGCAAACAGUGUGAGAGCGGCUGAGGUCUGGAUGGAUGAAUACAAGGAGAUCUACUACCACAGAAACCCCCACGCACGACUGGAGGCCUUUGGAGAUGUGUCAGGGCGGAGGAUGCUCAGAGAGAAGCUGGGCUGUAAAAACUUCCAGUGGUAUCUGGAUAACAUUUAUCCAGACCUUCACAUCCCACAGGAUCGGCCAGGCAUGUUUGGAAUGCUGAAGAACCGGGGCAAGACCAACUACUGUUUUGACUAUAACCCUGCAGAUGAACACAUGCUGGUGGGCCAAAGGGUCAUCCUCUACCCAUGUCACGGCAUGGGUCAGAACCAGUUUUUUGAAUACUCUUCGUACGGUGAGAUCCGUUAUAACGCGAGGGAACCUGCUGGAUGCGUUGCGGGUGAUAACGUCAGUACCUACCUGACUGUCCAGCUGUGCAAAAAACUAGGACAGAAUGUACCAACGGACCAGAAAUUUGUUUUCGACAAGGAUGGGAGAUUUGUCCAUGUCCAGAGCCAGAAGUGUAUUCAGGCAGCGGACAAGACAGACAAUGGAACACCAGCCCCCUCACUCCAACCCUGCUCUGACAGCCCUCACCAAAAGUGGUUCUUUGAAGAGAGAAUGUAAUAUUAUGAACCUACAGUUUUAGCGAUUAUGUGUUGUUGUUUUUUUUCAGGCAUUUUGCAAUUAAAUCCACUCACAUCAUGAAAAGGAGUAUGAGCAGAUGUAAUUGCAAAAUGUUUUUGGAUACGUUUGCCUUGCUCUGAAAGGAGCCCAAAGGAGGACGCUUUUAUGCUUCCUUCUAAACUUAAGCCUUUGCACAUUUUUGUGCCAGCUGGAUGCAACGGACCAAUUGUAAGUUGAUAAAUAAGUGCUUUUUUCUGAAGAACUUUGUACAUUUACAGUUUACAUUUCUGGGACACCGGGACCCACUGGAAUAGGCGUUAUUUUUCUAAUCAAGAAGAUGUCUAAGAAUUGACAGCUACACAUGCUGACAUCUUUCAUUCUUCACACCACUGCUGCUGCGGUCUUUGACAGGGAGAUCAGUUGAGUCCCUUUGCUUUAUGAAAACAUGGAUAGAGGCACACAGAAGCAUGUGCAUCCAACGACUGCUUCAAAAAUCUGUCAACAAACUCCGAGCCUCGUAUGAGCUAGUGGCUGGCGUUAGUGAUUUUUUCAGAGCCACGUCAUGAGGUGUUGUAUGGUGUUUGUGUCUUCGCCUGUAGAGGGGGCCAACGCUCCUCUGUGCGUUCCUUUCUGACGUUCUGUUCUCUAUUUGUCAGGCGAAAGUGGGACAAGUCUUCAGGUAUUUUAUUAAGAACCUUUUCAGGACAUUAUGAGUGCUUGCUACUCCUACAUAGUGGCAGAUGAUGGGCAUUAUGCAAGUACUUAGGACCUCUUCAACUUAAUCACCUAACUACUGAUAACGGGAGAAACUCCAGUCUUACUCUGUUCUGCUUUGAAUCUAAUUAUUUUUAAAUUUAACUGAGGGUUAUUUUUCCAGCUUUUGUAGUCAUUUUUGUACUUUUUUUUCAACUUGUGUAAGUCUAUUUUGUGCUCUUAAAAUGAUAUGCAGCUUGGAAACACUCAAUCCUAGCCAUAUUUUAGGAAUUUAUUUUAUGUGUUGUCAACUAGGUUUGUUUAAAAUGAUGUAUUUUGGAGAUGAGACUAAUUAUUGUUGUUUCAAAGUUUCCCUACAGACAUAUCACACGGAAAUCAUAAAAAUAGAAUCUAAUUUCUCAUCCUACUUGGCCCUUGGAGCCGGUAGAAAGUGCCUGAUAUAAAGAAAAAAAGUAGUAUAUUUAAAAUAUAAUUCUCGGAAUGGAAAGAAUGCUUUUAAUGAAUGUAUAUAGUCACACCAUGAGACGGGAAGAGUGCAGUUGCUAGGGUGGUGACAAAGUGUCUGCAUACGUAAGCACAGGCAUGGAGGCAUUGCCUUGGGAGUAUGUAUCUUACUCUGGUGUGUUGUACCGAUUCGUGCUCAUCCGUUAUAAACAGACAACUAUAGAUCUGAGCCAGAGUCGUGGUCACUUGUGUGGCUGUCCCUCAGGCUAAGCAGUGGGACUAAGGGAAUCGCAGCGAAAGAGGAGACAGUUGUUGGUGUCUCCAGAGUGCUGGGAUGCCAGAUGGCUUCCUGAUUGAUUUUCUGGUCCGUUCCCAAUUCUUUAUCACCCCUCUUUUCCUUUCUGUAUCAGAGUUGCACUGUGGAGGACUUAUCUUUUGGACCUGUGCCAGCCAAGUCCUCCUCAGAUGAGCACUUGUGUACUGGUGUGCUUGAGGUGUGAUUUUAUGAUCGGAAGUCGUCAAGAGUGCAGUUUUUGACAGCCGGACCAGGUGAUGGAGGAGACCGAAUGAAGCAAUUUGUGACCUCUUCCUUAACAUUAACCUUCACAGGCUGCUGGCCAUCGGUCUCAAAGGAGUUGUUUGGAAUUGAUGUUGGGGGACGGCUGUGCUGAAAUAAUUUUUUUUGCAAUUGAUUCAGAAUGUAUACUCACAAAUAAAAUAAAUGAGAGAUAGAAAAAGCAGAAAAUACAGACAUGCUGGAGUAUAGACGUUAUUCCUGGGUUUAUAUUUCUAGUAGCUGAUAGAAGCUUUUCCUUUGGAUUAUGGUAUCAAGACAAUAAAUGAAAUGGACAGAAUGACUAAUGGGAAUAAUAUGGUCACACAAAAGGAGGGAAGGGUCAUCUGUGUGUGUUCGGUGACAGUGGGUGCACUAUAUGCAUACGAGAAGUAACAGGUUGAGCAAUCUUUGUUCUCUUAGCUUACCAUGAAGCUUUCUGUGUGCACCAUCCAUGACGCGUCACAUUCACCAGGAUCAGGUGAAAUUGCCCUUUUAAUAGUGUGCCCAUGCUUUAUGUAUUGAACACUUAAGAAGUGACAGCUUUUCCAUUUUGACCAGUUUAUGUCUUUAGCCUGAGUGCAGUAUAAAUAUUCUAUCCUGUUAUUAAAAAGGGUUAUUUAUUGUCGCCCGCGCCCAUCUGUUAUUCCAGCCAUGUCCUACAUAGUAAAGCAUUUUUACUGUGGCGUUAUUUUGUAUGCUAAUUUGAUAUUGUACACGUUGCAGGAAUGAAAUCCCUGUUUAGGAUCAUAUCUCUGCGGCAGGUCAGAGUUUUUCCCUCUGUCAUAAACACAUAUUUUUCUAAGAAUCUGAUGAAGUACUUGAUCUUGUAAAGUGUUGAAUUUUAUUGUCGACCAGCCCUAAUGCACCAUGCAGAGAUGUUUUUGAAAAGCAUGUUGGUAUCUUCUGUGUGUAAUGGUAAACAAUUCCCAGCAGAGACACCAUAAUUAUUUAAGAGGUAAACAAAUAAUAAUGCUGGAAUUCGACACGGUGUCUGAUGCAUUCAUGCUGUUCGUAACUCCAGUGGCCUUGUAUUGUAAUUAGGUAAAAAUUAAUUAUUUUUAUAUUUGUAAGUAAUGUCACAUGUUUGCUAUUAUGUCUUUUGUUUAUAAUAUUGUCUAUCGACAUUGGAAUCUUAUUUCAAAAACUAAAAAUAUUUUUAAUCUGUU
Molecule: messenger RNA, 5012 nt
Organism: Acanthochromis polyacanthus (spiny chromis)
Lineage: Eukaryota; Metazoa; Chordata; Actinopteri; Pomacentridae
Gene: galnt12
Product: UDP-N-acetyl-alpha-D-galactosamine:polypeptide N-acetylgalactosaminyltransferase 12
Exons: 11
Coding region: 405-2132 (575 amino acids)
Cellular component (GO): Golgi apparatus
Source: RefSeq, a predicted model, not a curated record